AUGGCCGCAAAUACAAAUGAACAGGACCCAACACGGGAUGAAAUUGCACAGCAACUUGCCUCCACUCCCUUCGCAUGCUCAUCAUUCACCCGUCUGUCUGGAGGCACAGCCAACUUCGUCUAUCGAGGCACACUUUCCUCAACCGGCCAGUCCAUCAUCAUCAAGCACACCAAAGAUCACUCGGCCUCUAAUCCAGACUUUAAAAUCGAUGUCGCGAGAUGCCACUUCGAGGAAUCCAUUCUCCAAGCCCUGGAUGGCCUGGCAGUUCAUACAAGUGGCAAAAUAACUGUUAAAACACCGCGCUUGUUGAACUUCAAUAAGGAAACAGAUACCCAGGUGUUAGAAGAUCUCCCAAAUUCAGUUGACCUGAAGAACUUCCUGCUCUCAGAGGUUUCUCGUGACUUGUCCGAACCCUCGGCGCGAGCCUUGGGCAGUGCCCUUGGAUCCUGGCUGAAAUCGUUCCAUACUUGGUCGGCCGAGGAACGGCAAAUGGAGUCUAGAAACGUCCUUGCGGAGAACAAGGCUAUGAGAAAUUUGAAGUUCUGGGUAAACUACACUAUGCUAAUCGACACUAUUCCAAUUUUCCCCGGUAUCCUAGAGGGGGAUCGUGAUAUUUUCGAGAAGGUUCGUGACCUCGCUGCUGCAGAGCUUGAGCAACAGAGAGGAUUUGGACUUAUUCACGGUGACUUCUGGACUGGAAAUAUUCUUAUUCCAAACGUUCCUCUCACUCAUCAAUCUGAACUGACCAUGUUCAUUGUUGAUUGGGAACUGUCGCAUAUUGGAAGCCGCGCAUUAGACUUGGGGCAAAUGAUCGCUGAGCUGUACGAAACAAAGCUGUUUAAGAAUGCCGACGGUGGAGUGUGGAUUAUCCGAGGGUUCUUGGAGGGGUAUGGGACCCUGAAUGAUGAAAUGGCAUUCCGCACUGCAAUCCACGUUGGUGUGCACCUGAUUUGCUGGGGAAGUAGAGUCCCUGGAUGGGGCACUGAGAAGCAAGUUGAGGAGGUGGUUAAAGUGGGAAGAGAUUUGAUCGUCCAUGCCUGGAGCAAGGAUAAGGCCUGGUUCGCGGAAGGCGCGCUUGGUUGCCUGUUCAAGGAUCAGGCCAUUCUGGGUUAA
Molecule: messenger RNA, 1113 nt
Organism: Penicillium vulpinum
Lineage: Eukaryota; Fungi; Ascomycota; Eurotiomycetes; Eurotiales; Aspergillaceae
Exons: 3
Coding region: 1-1113 (370 amino acids)
Source: RefSeq, a predicted model, not a curated record